GUCAUUUAAGCUGCAGUUGCCACGGCCCCCUCCCCCCUCCCCAAUUCUGAGGUCUCCUGCUCCUACGUUUUUCUUUAUGGCCUCCCUUCCCUUGCCCUUCAGCUCCAACUAUGCACCUGAGUCCCCCCCAGGUGAUGCACACCGAUUUCCCAGCCAGGACUGGAAGCUGCUGUGAGCACCGCAGAGGGUGGGCAGGGCCUGGGGAGGGGAUGCGUCAGGCAGACUUAGGGGAAGAGGAAGUGUCCUGGGCCCCGGGGAAGACUGGCUUGUCUCAGUGGGUGGGGACGGUCAUUUGUCGGCUUUCUGGACACACAGAGACAGACAGGAUGGAUUUCCUCCGGCUCCAUCUCCCUGGGCUGCAUCAGGCCUUGAGGGGGGCAUUGGAUUCCCUCAGCACCUUUGUCUCCUACCUUAUGGGCGAUGAGGUCCCCACUGUAGAGAGGAGGGAGGCAAGGGCAGCUGAGGAACUGGGGGAGGUGGCUGCAGGAAGGCCAGAGGAGACUGAAGAGAAGGGAGCCCAGGAGGCCCUUGAGGGCCUUGGAGGCAGCCAAAACAAGGAGGGUGGAGGGCUGAGAGAGCCUAGAGAGGCUGGAAGGUACCAGGAGGGAGGUUCAGCUACAAAACAGACCUGGGAUUGGGAAGAAUGCAGCUCCCAUGGGUCUCAAGCAAACAGGCAGCUCACUGGGGCCUGGGAAGCAGCCAGGGCUGCCAGGUGCCAGGAGCCAAGUGCCCGCUUAGAGGCCAAAAAGACGUCUGAGGCAGGGUCUAAGGCUGGUCGAGACAACGGCAGCCAAACCCAGAAGAGUCGAGGGCCCAAUGAGCAGGAAGUGAACAGAGAGGAGACACGGAGAACCUGGGAACAGGAGGAGGAGGCGGAAGAGAUCAGGGAAGGGAAAACAGGGGUGGCCGGAAAGGCGGAGUCAGAGUGGACCUGGCAGAGGGAGCCCGAGGGGAAGGUAGCCGGGGACAGCAGGGAGUCAUUAGAGCAGGUGUUCAAGGAGGCAGUUGCAGAGGAGAUCCAGGCGCCUAGGGCCAAAGAGGCUGGGAAGGAAGGAGAGGUGAUGGUGGUCCUAAGGGGUAGCCAAAGCACAAGGGUAGAGAAAACAUGGGAGUCAGGGACAGAAUCUGAGGCUGGGACAACCUCAGGCAGGGAGGAGGAGGCCAGGACAGCCUCAGGCAGGGAGGAGGCAGAGACAACCUCAGGUGGAGAGGAGGAGGCCAGGACAACCUCAGGCAGGGAGGAGGAGGCCGGGACAACCUCAGACAGGGAGGAGGAGGAGGAGGCUGGGACAACCUCAGGCAGGGAGGAGGAGGCUGGGACAACCUCAGGGGGAAAGGAGGAGGCUGGAACAGCCUCAGGCAGGGAGGAAGAGGCUGGGACAACCUCAGGGGGAGAGGAGGAAGCCGGGACAACCUCAGGCGGAGAGGAGGAGGCCAGGAUAACUUUAGGCAGGGCAGAGGCCGGGACAACCUCAGUUGGGAAGGAAGGUAACCUCUCGGGAGCCAGGGAGCCAGAAUAUGGGGAAGUAGUCUCCGGAGAAAGGAUCUCAGAGGGCACUGGGAGGACCUGGGCAAUAGAGGAGGCCGCCAGGGAAGACCAGGAGGAGGAGGUGGAUGAGAAGAGAAAGGCUGAGAUGAGCGUUUCCUGCAAACAGAGCCAGGCUCUAGGAACUGAGGGCGUGGAGGAAGCAGUGAAGGACCAGCCGGCAGGGAGGGAGUCUGCAGGAGGCCAGGGGUCAGAGGGGGAGGGAGAGGGGUUUGAGGUCCAGGCAGAUCCGGACGGGGAAGAGGCCGAGGGGAGGCAAGCCUCAAUGAACAGGACUGUUGCCCUUGGUCUGGAGGAGGUGGUGCAGGCAGAGAAGGCCAAAGAGGAGGGAGAGAGUUGCUGGAUCGCCGAGGCUGAGUUGCCCAAGAACAAAGUGGCAAACGAGGCUGAAGGCGAUGCUGGCUUGGAGGCAACCCCGGAGGCCAGCCUUGAGAAGGAGUGCAGGGGGGAGAAGAGCGAGGGGGAGGCUCAGACAGGUAGAGAAGGGCUGGCGUUGGAGGGCAGUGGCCUUGAGCACGAGGUCACCGAAGGCCAGGACCCUGAGCUGAUGGCCGCUCCCCAGACCCCAACAGAGCAGCCUGAGGAAGGACUGGGGGAAGAGGAAGAGCCCCGAGGCAUUCCAGCCCUGAACAAAGAGGAGACAGAAAGGAGCCCGGAGGAAUACCCCAGAAACCUGGGGUAUGGAAAGCCUGGUGCCUCUGGGACUGAAGCCCAGAGGAGGGACUUGGAGGGAGGGGAUUCCCACAAAGAAAAAGCAGAUGCUGAAGAGGGGGAGGAGGAGGCUGUAGGAAGCCAGGCAUCAGAGGAGGCCGAGGAGGCCGAGGGUGGCCAAGAGUCUGUGCUCCCAGAUGUCCCGGAGGCAGGUGGGGAGUGGAAGAAAGCCGAGGAAGCAGGGUAUGGAGCAGAGGAGGGAGAGGCCCACGGAGCACAGAGCCAGGAGCCGGGUGGAAGGUUCAGCGCAGGGGCAGGGGCAGGUCGGGCACUGGGGGAGUCAGAUGCCCGAGACACCGAGGAUGAGGAGGCAGAGGCCACGGUGCCCUGCAGGGCAGACACGACAUCCAGCGGAGUCUGGGGGCUGGAGGAGGCGGCUCUGAGCCUCCAGGACAGCGAGGACACAGGGGUCAGUCCUUCGGCCGCUGAGAUAGCGGGGGACAAGGCCGAUGGGAGGGCUGCUGCGCCUGGGGGAGGGCCCAAAAGAGAGGCUGGGGAAGCUUGGGAAUCAGAUGGGAGGCAGGAGGCUGGGGGAGGAGAGGAGCUGGUGGAGGCUGCGUGGGAAAAAACCCGAGGGGGGCCAGAGUUUGGCCCGGAGGGCUCAGCAGACAUGGAGGUAAAUAGCAGAGGGGGCCCAGAAGAGGCUUUUGAGGCCGGAGACGGUGAGCCCAGGGGAGAGUGCGCAGAGGUCAAGGAAUCUGCAGUGGCAGAGGGAAGCUGUGGGAUGGACAGCUUUACCUGGGGUUCCCAGGUGGCGAGGGCAGAGGGCGCCACGGCCACCACGGUAGAGGCCGAGGGGCUCCCAGGAGGGCAGACGCCGCAGUGGGAACAGGAGGCUGCGGGAUGGCGGUUAAAGGAGCAGGGGCAAGGCGGUGAGGGGCAGCGUGGGGACCUCCACCCUGAGGAAGAGGCACAGAGGCCCCUUGACACGGAGGGUGUUGAGGUGACUGAAGACCAGAGGGCAGAGGCCGAGGAGAUUGUUCCAGAAGGCCCGGAGGACAUCCAGGGCCAAGAGGACCAGUCAACAUACCAGGAGCCUGGGCCACGUGGGGAGACGGCAGCAAGUACCGGAGGGGAUGCUCACGGCAGCUGGAGUGAGGCCCUGCUUCCUGGGUCUCGCCUGGACGUCUCUGUCUCGCGGAGCCGUGUACUCCUGUCUCGAAGCUCCUCGCAGCGUCGCUCCCGGCCCUCUUUCCGACGGACCCCCGCCCCUGAGCGGCAGGAGGAGCCUCCCAGCACCCCCCCUGAGGAAGAGCCGUCAGCCCCCGAGCAGAGACUUCUCCGGCCAGAGGAACCCCCAGAGGCAAGCCCCCCAAGGCCUGAAGGGACCCCACUGCCAGCCAGGAGAAGGCCCCUAGGACACGGGUUUGGCCUUGCCCACCCCGGCAUGAUGCAGGAGCUGCAGGCCCGACUGGGCCGGCCCAAACCCCAGUGAGCGCCCCGAGCCCCUGGGAGCCGGGCCCUGAAUGAGCGUCAGAAGGAUCCACCAAAUCCUGCUCGGCCUAUCUCCCUCCGCCACUUUGGACACACCCUUUUCCACCCUCUGGGCCUUGGUUUCUUGGUGUGUCAAGCUCGGAGCAGACAGAGGCAGACAUCCUCGAGAAGCGUGAACUGGAGGAGUCUGACUGCAAUGUGGCUGAUGGACACCCCCCCCCAACCCCUGGCCCCCUGGGAGCGCGCCCCUCACGGCCCAUCCUGAUCACGCCUCCGGCGCAUCUCUGCUGUCUGCAGGACCGAGGGGACGGGACAGUUCUCCUCACGGCCUUCCCUCCCCGACCUCUCCGGUCCCCACCCAGGCCUCCAGAGGGCAGUGCAGUGGGAACCCAAAGCUCGGCGGGGUGGGCGCUAGCCCGGAGGAGAGGGGUCAGGAGGCCCUCUGGACCUCCAUCUGCAACCAGAGGUUGUGGCCUUGAGCUUUGAAAAACUCACGGCUCUGCAGGUUACUGUGGCAACCACCAGCCCAGCAAGCCAGUCUGGGGGAAGGUGGGCCAGGAGCCCCCGAAAUUUAGGAGCAGAGAGGGGUCCAGGGUGGCCAGAGACUACAGACCCCCCCCCCCAGACCCUUUUGUCCUUUGGCGUCAGGCACCCCUUCUGGGAAAAGAAGCCGAGGCUGAGAGAGGAUGACAGUGCUUUAUUCGGCACCCCGCACGGUGGCCUAGCCCGGGGACAACUAGCCGGCUCUGAAACAAUAAAUAAACCAUCAUUUUCCUAAACAAUAAAUAAAUAUCCAAGAAAUAAA
This is a messenger RNA of Leopardus geoffroyi (Geoffroy's cat), 4496 nucleotides long. RefSeq names its product apolipoprotein B receptor (gene APOBR). Gene Ontology annotation, molecular function: very-low-density lipoprotein particle receptor activity. Gene Ontology annotation, cellular component: membrane. The transcript is spliced from 5 exons. NCBI's taxonomy places the organism in Eukaryota, Metazoa, Chordata, Mammalia, Carnivora, Felidae. The coding region runs from base 111 to 3692 and encodes 1193 amino acids. Gene Ontology annotation, biological process: triglyceride metabolic process; lipid transport. The record is from RefSeq and is a predicted model, not a curated record.